Molecule: messenger RNA, 3140 nt
Organism: Gadus morhua (Atlantic cod)
Lineage: Eukaryota; Metazoa; Chordata; Actinopteri; Gadiformes; Gadidae
Gene: slc4a2a
Product: solute carrier family 4 member 2a
Biological process (GO): transmembrane transport; regulation of intracellular pH; bicarbonate transport
Cellular component (GO): apical plasma membrane; plasma membrane; basolateral plasma membrane
Molecular function (GO): monoatomic anion transmembrane transporter activity; solute:inorganic anion antiporter activity
Source: RefSeq, a predicted model, not a curated record
AUCCCGCCCAGGUCACCGAUUGGAUGAUGUCUCGGCCAUGCGACGUCACCUGGUCAGCAAGAGCGCCAGGGGGCCGAUGGUCUACGCCUCCGGGGACCCCCGCUCCGAGACCGCCGGCCACAGCCCCAAACCGGACCGCUCUCCGCACGAGGUGUUUGUGGAGCUGAACGAGCUGGUGGUGGAUCAGAACCAGCAGGUCCAGUGGCGCGAGACGGCGCGCUGGAUCAAGUUUGAGGAAGACGUGGAGGAGGAGACGGAGAGGUGGGGGCGUCCCCACGUCGCCUCGCUCUCCUUCCGCUCCUUGCUGGAGCUACGCAGGACCCUCUCCCAUGGCGCGGUCCUGCUGGACCUGGACCAGAAGACCCUCCCGGGCAUCGCCCAGCAGGUGGUGGAGCAGAUGGUGAUCUCGGACCAGAUCAGAGCCGAGGACCGCGGCAACGUCCUGAGAGCCCUGCUGCUCAAACACAGUCAUCCGAGCCGUGAGAAGGAGUUCAGCUCCUACAGCAGGAACGUCCCGGCGGCAAGCAUGACCCCCCCGAAAGGGGGCGUGGUCACCCACCCCGACCCCUCCCAGAGACAGACCGGGGGGUCUGGGGGAGACGGUUACCACGGAGACACAGAGCUGGAGCCGGACAGGAAUGAGAGAGAGUUCCACCCUUUGCGUCGCUCCAGGUCCAAACAGGAGCUGAAGUUACUGGAGAAGAUCCCUGAGAAGGCUGAAGCCACCGUGGUCCUAGUAGGCAGCGUGGGCUUCCUGGACCAGCCCUCCAUGGCCUUCGUUCGGCUCCAGGAGGCGGUCCCGCUGGAGUCGGUUCUGGAAGUUCCGGUUCCUGUCCGCUUCCUCUUCCUGCUUCUGGGCCCGCCCACCGCCAACAUCGACUACCACCAGAUUGGACGUUGAAUCUCUACACUCAUGUCCGACAAGAAGUUCCACGAGGCGGCCUACAUGGCAGACGACCGGCAGGACCUGCUGACGGCCAUCAACUGCUUCCUGGACAGCAGCGUGGUCCUCCCGCCGUCGGAGAUGGAGGGGGACGACAUGCUGCGCUCCGUCUCCCACUUUCAGAGAGACAUGCUCCGCAAGAGCAUAGACGGCGCCGCAGCCACCAAGGAAACCGAAGGCUUCAAGGACGCAGGCGCCCCGGACCCGUCCAAGCCCGGCGACGACCCCCUGAGGCGGACGGGUCGUCUGUUCGGGGUGGUGAAGGACGUGGCGCGGCGGUACCCCCAGUACCUCACCGACAUCCGGGACGCCAUGAACCCCCAGUGCAUGGCCGCCGUCAUCUUCAUAUACUUUGCCGCCCUGUCGCCGGCCAUCACCUUCGGAGGCCUCCUGGGUGAGAAGACUGAAGGGCUGAUCGGCGUGUCUGAGUUGAUCGUUGCCACGGCGCUACAUGGCCUGGUGUUCAGCAUCCUCGGAGCCCAGCCGCUGCUCAUAGUGGGCUUCUCAGGGCCCCUGCUGGUGUUUGAGGAAGCCUUCUACUCGUUCUGCAAGCAGACUGAGAUGGAGUACCUGACAGCCCGGGUGUGGAUCGGGUUCUGGUUGGUCCUGAUCGUGGUUCUCACCGUGGCCUUCGAGGGCAGCUUCCUGGUCCGCUUCGUCUCCCGCUUCACCCAGGAGAUCUUCUCCUUCCUCAUCUCCUUCAUCUUCAUCUACGAGACCUUCUCCAAGCUGGUCAAGAUUUUCCAAGAGCACCCUCUGAAAAGCAACUGCUCCGCCCCCAUCAAUGAGACCUUGUACCCGUUCAACGCCACCUUGGAUGUGAGCCCUGCUGGGAAGGUUGUGGGAGAGCCCAACACCGCCCUGCUCUCCCUGGUGCUUAUGUCCGGAACUUUCCUCAUGGCCUUCUACCUCCGCAAGUUCAAAAACAGCGUCUUCUUCCCCGGCAGGCUACGGCGGAUCAUCGGAGACUUUGGCGUCCCCAUCGCUAUCCUCAUCAUGGUGCUGGUGGACUGGAGCAUUGCCGACGCCUACACCCAGAAACUGAGCGUGCCCAGUGGCUUCUCGGUGUCCACGCCGGAGAAGCGUGAUUGGUUCAUCUCCCCGCUGGGCUCCGACGGACAGUUUCCUGUGUGGAUGAUGUGCGCCAGCGUCCUGCCAGCCAUCCUCGUCUUCAUCCUCGUCUUCAUGGAGUCCCAGAUCACCGCGCUGAUUUGUAGCAAAAAGGAGCGCAUGCUAACCAAGGGGACGGGCUUCCACCUGGACCUGCUGAUCAUCGUGGCGGUGGGCGGGAUCUCCGCCAUGUUCGGCUUGCCCUGGCUGUCGGCCGCCACCGUGCGCUCCGUCACGCACACCAACGCCCUCACCGUGAUGAGCAAGGCCGUCGCCCCGGGAGACAAGCCCCGUGUCCAGGAGGUCAAGGAGCAGAGGGUGACCGGGUUCCUGGUGGCCGUGCUGGUCGGCCUGUCCAUCGUCAUGGGGGAGGUCCUGAGACAGAUUCCUCUGCCCGUCCUGUUCGGGAUCUUCCUCUACAUGGGGGUCAUGUCGCUGAACGGCAUCCAGCUGACCGACCGCUUGCUGCUGCUCAUGAUGCCCGCCAAGUACCACCCUGACCUCAGCUACGUCACCAAGGUGCGGACGGUGCGGAUGCACCUGUUCACCUGUGUGCAGCUGCUUUGUCUGUCUCUGCUGUGGGUCGUCAUGUCGACGGCCGCCGCACUGGCCUUCCCUUUUGUCCUCCUCCUCACCAUCCCUGUGAAGAGAUUGCUGCUGCCCCGUAUCUUUACCCACCGCGAGAUACAGUGUCUCGACGCGGACGACGCCGAGCCUCGUCUGGACGACCUGCAGGUUCAGGACGAAUACACACAGAUGCAGAUGCCUGUGUGACCUUGAACCCCCAACACUGCUGCUGCUCACUGUGGAUUGGUUACACACACCUUGUCUUGUGAGGACCACCUAUUGGGGACUGCGUUGUGGGGACCAAGUGCAGCUGACAGACCAGAGGCUCCCCCAGUCACAGAUCAAGUUGAGCUCCAGACUGCACUGGGCAUUUUCUUUUUAUUUAGAAGAAAUUUACAUUUAGUGGAACCGCGUAUAUAUAUGCUAUUUUUGUUAGAGAAUCGCCUCACCUUGCGGAUAUAUUCUGUUUGAUAAUAACCCUUGUUCUAAUAUGUACUACAAAUAAAUAUUCAAAAUCAAA